Drosophila yakuba is the source of this 10038-nucleotide messenger RNA. RefSeq lists its product as uncharacterized. The transcript is spliced from 8 exons. Bases 16 to 6906 code for a protein of 2296 amino acids. Lineage: Eukaryota; Metazoa; Arthropoda; Insecta; Diptera; Drosophilidae. The record is from RefSeq and is a predicted model, not a curated record.
UUAUGCCAAGCGAUCAUGCUGAUUGUGGACAUGUUGACGCUGGCAUUGGCAAAUGAGCCGAUAUGCGGCGGUGGCAAAAUGAGAACCGGUGGCAAGGAUAAUCAGGCAGCAGUGGCAGCAGCAGCAGCAGUGGCAGCAGCAUCUAUGGCCAAUACAUCUGGUGGUGGACUAGGCCCAAAUUGCGGGCUUUCUGGCCACUUGGCAUGCGAGGCACGCAACUCACGCGACAAUGUUGCUGCCGUGCAUGACGAGCUGCGUCAGCAGUGCCACUCGGCGAUAGUUGCGGUGGAGGCGCGUGCGCCUGCUGAAUACACUGGCAACAACAAGGGCGACAGCAACAACAAUAGCAGCAACAAGAGCGACAACAAUAGCAGCAACAACAGCAGCAACAAUAGCUGCAACAUCGACAACUCUGGCGACAACACAGCAACGGAAGUGGCCACGAAAUGUGAGUACGCGCAACUCGAGCAUGAGAGGCAGAGCGUGAGCGCAGGCGCAUACCUGCAACCACCCAAUGUGACAGUAGGCAGCAGCAGCAGCAACAACAACAGCAGCAGCAACAACAGCAGCAACAGCAGCAACAGCAGCAACAACAACAGCAAGAGGGGGAGCAGCGCCUGCUCAAUACCUACAAUUGGCAGUGAGCUUUUCAAAGCCAACCUUGUGGCAGCAGCAGCAGCAGCAGCAGUCGUCGCAGCUGAGCAGCAGAGGCAGCAGCUACACAAGUCAGCAAGCAGCAGCAGCAGUAGCAGCAGCCAAACGUCAACGAAUUCUGGCCAAAAGCUGUGCAAAUUGAUUGAGUCCAGUGAAAAAUCAGUGGAAAUCAAUUGCCCCAGUCCUUGUGGCACACGCAACGUGCCUGAAAGUGGCCCAAAGUCCAGGGAAAAGUCGUCGCAAAGCGUUGGCCAAACUGGCGACAAUAUUGGCAGCCACAACGACGACGACAACGACACCAACAACGACAACGACAACAACCACGACCACGACGACGACGACGACGCGCGACGUACAGAAAAAUUUGUGCAAAAAAUCAGGCAAAGCGCGUUGCCUGCUCGCGGGCCACAUCAUUUUUUUUAUCCCAGUGAAAGUGUUGAAUUAGAUGCAGCCGCACUAGCAGCAGCAUCACUAGUAACAGUAGCAACAGCAGCAGCAGCACCAGCCUUAAGCUCCAAAAAGGAGCAGCAGCAGGAGGAGCAGCAGGAGGCGGGGCAGGCGCCAUUGUCAUUGCCAUAUUCACAGCCACCUCCUUGCCCCCAAGACACCCAGCAAGCUCAGCAAGCCCACGAGCCACCAGCCAGCAGCAACUCAUCCUUGACUGGAUGUGGUGGCGUUGAUAAUGUCGCUGGCAUUGCUGCUGUCCGCCCACAAAAAAGUUCCUGGCCUCUGGAUUACGUGAGGAGCAGCAUCCCAGAUACAGCAGCAACAUGCAAUGACAACGGCAAACAGUCAAAGCCCAGCGAUUUAAGUGCAACAUCCGAGGAGAAGCUCAUCGAUUGCGAAUCCUUGGUGGGCAAUACAGUACCACCAGCAGCAGGAGUAGGAGCAGGUGCAGCAGCAGUAGAAACAGGAGCAACUGCAGUAGCAGCAACAGUAGCAACAAGCUGUAUUGAGCAGGAUCUCAUCGAUUUUGAGCACGAUUUGGGCGAGGAUUUUGUGGCCAGUCAGCGCUUAAAGCGACUGCAGUACAAUUUUCAGGGACGCGUGGCCAGUAGUAGUAACAUUGAUUGUGUAAAGGCAUCCUUGAGACCACAACAACAACAGCAGCAGCAGCAGCAGCAGCAGCAGCAGGAGCAGGAGCAACAAACAAUAAGCAUAACAAAGAAACUACCCCCAGAUACCGAUAGCGAUACCAGCCAACAAUCCCAACCCCAACCACCCCAAUCCCAGCACCAACACCAAACCCAACACCAAACCCAAUCCACUCAAGGCGUAGACAAUAAGGCGAUUGCAGCAAUUAUCGCGGACCCAAGUGCAAUUCAAUUAAAUGUGGAUGGCAUUCUACCAGCGCAUCUACCAUUGCCAAAUGAAAGCGAAACAAUCGCGAGCGACAGACAAACAGCUGAAAAAGCCAAGGAGCAACAUUACGUGCUGAAUACGCACUCCGAGUGGCCAGUGCGCAGGAUCGAGAAGGCGGAGACGAAGGCGGAGAACCACUACCAGGACCAAGUGGUGAUUGAAAUCGAAACGGAUUGCGAGGAGCACUUGCACGCUUCGUCCACGGAGGAUUGCCUGAGGCGCUCUGCCUUUGUGCCAGCACAGCCGAGUUGCAAGGAGGCCGGUGAUUUUGGCACAUCGCUGAGCGAGUUCGAUGUGCAGCGGUUUAGCGAGUAUCUGAAGGCCGCCCGCCAAUUGCAGUGGCAACAUCUGAAUUCCAACCGGAACCGGAAACAGCCGGAUAUCGGUAUCGGUGGCACCAACAGUAGUUUCCAGUGCUACGACGAACUGCUGGCCGAGUUCGUUAGCGAGCAGCAACAGGAAUACUUACUAUACGAAACCUAUUCCGAUUGCGAUACAAAUUCCAAUUCCAAUUCCGAUUCCAAUUCGAAUACGAAUUGCGAUAGCCAGGAAGAGUUUGAUUGCGAAAGAGCCUGCCAGUGCCAUGAGUGCCUAGCCAGCCGGGAUCAGAACACGUCCACUUGCGCCAGAGGCAUCGUUAGCGUUACAGCAGCCCAUUCAGAUCCUGAUCGCCUGGAUCCUGAUCAUCGAAUCCCACAACCCACCCACCUGACCAGCGGCCACAAGAUGCGCGAGGUCAAUGGUCAGUUGCGCGGCCUGCUCAAGAAGCCAAAUCGACCGCCACCGGCCCGCAAGAAUCGCGUCGUCUUCGAUGAGACGCGCAACGAGUUCUUCGAGGCCGACUACAUAAUCCUUAUCCGCGAGGAUUGCGCCUACGACGAGGAGGACGAGGAGCCAUGCACCUGCGGCGAACACGAGCUGGUGCGUCUCUGCUGCGAGGAGGGCUGCCAGUGCAACUAUGCCGUCAAUCCUGCCGAGGCGGGCGAGGGCAGGACGCCACAGAGUCCCAAAUAUCAGCCACCAAUUGAGUUCGUCGACGAUGCGGCACUCAGUCCGCCCGACGGCUACAAGGACAGCAGUCUGAAGAACACGCUCGGCGGCGCCCUCAGCGGUCACAUCUUCGGGGCGCAGCACCUGCAGCAGCUGCAGGUCAUCCAGCGGCUGCAGCAGCAGCGUGCCGCAAUGCUGGCCGCCCGCAACACCACAGGCGGUCAGAUACCGCCCCCACCCCCGCCCGUUGGCACUGCUCAGCAGCAGCAGCAGCAGCAACAACAGCAGCAGCAACAGCAGCAGCAGCAGCAACAGCAGCAGCAACAGCAGCAGCAGCAGCAACAGUCGCAUCAGCAACCGCAUCAUGGAGCCAUGCAGCAGCAGCAGUCGGAGGAGGACCUCCAGGGCGUUUGCACCGAGUGUGCGGAGUGCGCCGAAUGUGCGGCCAAGCAGCUCCAGGAAGCAGAAUGCAGCUCCCCGCAGUGUCCGGAGGAGAUGAGCCCACUGGGAGUGCCGGCUGUGGCCAUUCUGCCGCUGCACACCAGUUCCCCGGAGCGCCGGAUCACCCAGAAGGAGAUCAUCGCCGGCGAGGAGCGGCCCAAAUACGUGCUGCAAUCGCAGUACAAGCCAUCGCCCACUGGAGUGGUGAAAGCUAGAAAGGAUUCGGGGAGUAGCAAGGCCAGUUCCGGAUCCAUCUCCGGCUCCGGUUCCAGUUCCACCUAUGGGACAGCCACCCAAGUCCCGGUCCCCGUUCCAGUUCCAGUUCCAGUGGCAGCUACGGCCAUCAGUAGCCAUCAGUCCUCGAAAAAUAAGCGAUUUGUUGUUGAAACCAUUACCACUAUGACCACAGUGACCGAGCGUCGGAUCAUCCGCGAGGCGCACGAGGAUGUGGCAACCGCUGGAUCCACACCUGCACCUGGUACCGCCGCUCCUCCAAUGGUUGCAGCUGCGUCCGCUGGUGGAGCCGAUACAUUGCCACCCGCCUUGCCGGCCAAGGCGAGUGCAACAGCAGCAGCUGCGGCAGCAGCAGCAGCAGCGGCAUCUGCAUCCACAUCCGCAACAGUAUCCGCAUCAGCAUCCGCAUCCGCAUCGGCAUCCGCAUCGGAACAGCAACAGUUCGAGGCGCAGAAACCACCACCCAUACCGCCCAAGGAGACCUCACCCACGCAGAUCAGCGGCAUCCUCAAGGGCGGCAAACUAUGGAAGCAGGACUCGAUCUCACAGCAGCAGUCGGAUGAUCAGAACAAUACCACGUCGGAGGACGAGAGUGGUGGCACCAAGCGUUCGGUGAGGUUCGUGACCGAGGAUCAGGCGAAUGCCGGCACCGAUAGCGAUGCCCAAUCCCUGGCCGGUGAUCUGGAUGAUAGUGAAAACCAGAUCAACGAACUGAUCCCGAUCAAGAAGCACUCGACGCUCUUCAACAACGCCCUGCGUCCCAAUUCGGCGGUGCGCCAACUCUUCCCGAGCGUCUCAGCCCAUCAGGCACCGGUGCUCACCUCGGAGGCACUCCGCGCCUUCGACGAGUCCAAACGGGCUGGCUGCCUGGUCACCCACCUGCCAGGCAGCUGUGGCGACUCCGACACCUUGCGCAGGAGCAUGGAGCGCAAUAUACUGCGACGCUCGCUGAUUAAAAAAAAGGCUGUCAAAUCGGACAUUUCGCUGGAGGAGCGCAUCAAGCAGCUAACCUGCGACAUCGACGAAGAUCUGGUCGAGGAACUGCAGCGAGCUGUGGACGAGGAUGCCGAAUCUGUGGCCGAACGUGCCGAUGAGUUGGCCCAGCGCAACAGUCCCGCCGGCGAGGAGAAUCCCAAUCCGGUGCCUGGUUCUGGGCAAGCCCACAAGUUCGUCAAUGGCGAGAAGAGCUUCUCGCCGAGCAGCUCCGUGUCCAGCUCCUCGAGCGGUUCAUCGGCCUACAAGAAGAUCGCUGACAUCUUCAACCGCGACAAGAAGCAGGAGAAGAUCAUGGAGAUGGAGGAGAAUCCCAUAGUCAUCAUACCACAGGAAUGCCGUUGUCCCGCUGCUCCGGACUUGGGCAUGGGCAUCCAGGUGCCGGUGGUGCAUACGCAGAUCCAUCGCACUCCGCCCCGCCAAACGGAGCCGAAGCGUCAGUUCCUCUCCUCCACGUUGGCCCCCCUGACCGCCUGUGUGGCUGGUAACAAGGACGACCUAUCCUCCUACUACACAUUGGCCGCUGCAGCUGCCGCUCAUCCGCAUGCUCAUGGCCACGCCCACACGCAUGCGCAUGCCGCCCACUAUGCCGCCGCCGCUGCGGCAGCUGACUUCAAUAUGGGGCAGCUACUGGGAGCGGCUGCAGCCGCUGCCGCUUCUGGAGAUCCGGCUGCACAGCAUGCGGCUGCCAUGGCGGCGCAGGGAUUGGCCCAGGGAUUGGCUGCCGCUGGUGGAGGAGUGGGUGCAGGAGGACUCGGUGCUGGUGAGGAUGCUCGCAAGGUGGCGCCCGAUGUAAUUGCCGGAACACCGGGUCAGGAGGCCGCUGGGCGGCAGGAGCAGGACGAACUGGCCGCCUUUGCCCAGGCGGACGCCAAGCGGACGGAGCAGCUCAAGAAGCGGUACACUGGAGCGGGCUCCGAGCCCAGUCAAUCGCAGGCCAGCAGCGACGAUGACGAGCAGAAUGACUAUGGGUUCAACAAGCGUCCAUCGGUGCGCGGCAUCAAGCCCAAGUUCAGUUCGACCAACGAGAUCCUGGCCCAGAUGCAGGAGCAGCUGAGUGCGGCCAUACCCACGGUGGUCAAUAGCCAGCCGGUGCAGCAUGCGGUCAAGGGUUAUGCCAUGCCCAAUACGCUCAAGCAGAAUCCCUCGCCGCAGAAUGUGCCACAGAACUUACAGCAGCAGCAGCAGCAGCAGCAGCAGCAGCAGCAACAACAGCAGCAGCAACAGCAACAGCAGCAGCAACAGCAGCAGCAGGCGGUGCAUCAGCAACAUCAGCAGCAGUUGCAGCAACAAAUGGCCGCCGCACUGCAGAAAACGGAGCAGCGAACGUGGAGCUUUUACAGCGAGACCGGGGAGCAGCAGCGCUUCCCCAUGGAUGCGGCUGCCAUACAGCAGACCUACUACCAGACCCUGCCCGCCGGCACCAUGUUCCGCCAGACGAUGAUCCAGCAGGGCGCCACGUCCGGCGUCGGCGGUGCCGAUGAUGCAUCACUGCUGUACGCCGCCGCAGCUGCGGCCCAAAAUUGCCAGAGUGUCACUGCGACGGCAACGGCCACCGCCACGGCCAUCGAGCAGAGCAAGCACAGCAGCUACAGCAGCCACUUCGCCAGGAGCCCCACACGGCGGCCGGAGUCGCCUCCUCCGCUGCGCAACUACCACCAGACCAUGGUACUCAUUCCGUACAACGCGGAGACCUACUCCCAGUUUGCCGCCAGCAGCAGCGGCGAUCCCAAGCUGGCGCACAUCCAGCGCCAGAACAUCCUCGAGUACCAGCAGGUAACCCAGCAGACGAUUCGUGUGCCCAUCGGUUAUGCCCUGCCCGGCAUGCAGUUGCAUGUGGUGAGUGGGCGUGGCCAUGCCGCCCACUACGCCCAGCACCAGCAGCAGCACCAGCAACAGCAGCAGCAGCAGCAGCAACAACAGCAACAGCAGCAGCAGCGCCUGAUGCAGGGACACUAUCAAUUUGGACCGGAUGGCGGAAUGCCAGGAUUCAGCGAGCGCGGAGUGCCCGAAGGAGCGGCCGCCGUGUCGCACAGCGAUUGCAAUGCCAUGGUAUCGCCCACUUCGGCCGCAGCAGCGGUACAGCAGCAGCAGCAGCAACAACAGCAGCAGCAGCAGCAGCUACAGCAGCAGCAACAGCAGCAGCAGCAACAGCAACAACAACAGGUUGUGGGAGGAGUGGGCGUGGGCGCCCAGGCUCAGGGAUCCGUGUACUAUGCGAUGAACGUAUGACCCGCGCUCGAAUAGUCGCUGCCAGCGGCGGUCAUUGUCGAGCGCCGCCAGUGUCAACUAGUUGAAAUGUCAGCGACUUCAGUGCAUUUGGGUAGCAGCGGCGGCAUGGGCGGCAGAUGAGCGUCCGCCCCGCGGUAUUCCAAAUUCGAAACCGAGUCCGUGAUUGAGUCCUCGAGUUCCCAUCAGGUACCAUCCGCUGAUUUCAGUUGCCCCUCAGUUGACCCUAGCGAGCGUUUUUGAAUCAGUUCGAUCUUCCGUUUAGCCAGUGUAUCUGUAUCUGUAUUUGAAUCUAUAUCUGUAAGCGUAACCGUAUCUGUUUUUGCGUCAGUAUGAUUAUCAUUAGCUGUAUCCGUAUCCGUAUCCGUAUCCGUGUUGUCAGUAUCUUUGUGUCUGUGGACGUGUGUGUCACAAAUACUCAAGUACGGCUUGCCACUAAGAACCUUCAAAGCUUUGAAAUCACCACAAUUUCUUCGAUUAAUGCAAGAACAAGACACUUUAGACAUUUUUGUUGUGAUUUGAAAGCUCUUGAGGCCCACGAUUAUAUUAGAAUUUACAGUAUAAACAUCCAAAGUUGGUGGUAAACGAUGCAGCGGCAGCAAAAUAAUUUUGAUACUAUGUGCAGCAUGGAAACUGAAACGGCGGUCGCAUCGUUUACAACCAGCUUCACCAACGAGAUCCAAAGUGAAUCACUCCACGUUAUGAUGCAAUGCUCCAAAAAGUAAAGUUUAAGUUCAGCCUUGUCGUCGAGGAUUUUAUUAAAUAGGUAUUAAUAUUUAGUCGAGUGUAGUGAAGAAAGGAUGCAAGUCUAAACCAAAACACAACCAAAUCACAUGAAUUUAUUUCGAGCAUGUACAUGCUGGGUGCUAGUAAUGCAAAAAACCACAAAAACAACACAACCAAACCAAGAAAGAGUUAAUUAAGCUAUACAGAUUAUAUUUAACAAAGUUAAACCUAAAACAGAGAUAUCUAAUAACAUUAUUUUUAAUUAUAUAUUUUUUUUUUUGCUGCUAGCCAAGGAAACCGAGUUUUGCUCAAUGAAAAGUGCAUUUGAUUUUAAGCGCAUCUAUAUGAAAAGAGAAACAUACAUUAUUAUAUAUCGACAUAUGCGAAUGCUUAACUAAAUUAUACAUAAUUAAUUAUAUUUAAUUCAAUUGAUAUUGAUAAAGUAUUUUCAAUGUAGUGCAAUUUGUUGCUAACUCCAAAAGCUCUCUUAGCAAAGAGUAUUAUAUUAAAACAAAGAUAUAUAUAUUUUAUGAGUAUCGAAAUUAUAGGACUAUUUUUAGGCUUAGGCUUUAUUUAUAAACAAUUUAGUUUUAAUUACUUUUUUUUUGUCUUCUUUAUGUAUAAUAAAUUAAUAGAAAUGUUCACAAAUUUUUCGUUUCCUACGCUUAAGAAAUGUACGGCCAUGUUGAAACUUGGUACAUGUAAAAUCUAUAGGCGAACACAUCUAUGUGUACUUAUGCUUUGUAUGCUACAGUUUGUUUGGGUUUCAUUUGUAGAUCGAUCAGCCUGCAUCGCAUUCCACAUCUUCCACAUUCCACACCCAAAGAGAUGUGUGUGUUAAGAGCCUGGGAGAUUUCAAGACAAUGACGCCUAUCAUUAAGUUUUAAAGCAUACUUUCAAGCAGUUGAAGCAACAAUUUGUAUUGAAAUCUGCAGGUGAGAGCACGCUUCUCCGAUCGACUUUCUCCCAAAGUGAGAGCAUCAGUGCCAAAAGCUUCCAUCCCAGACCUCUCUCAAUCAUUCCAUUACUUCCAGUCAUCUCACCUAUGUAGUUGAUAGGGUUACCAUUUGAAUCAAUCAUAUGAAAAAUGUUAGAAGUUACCACACAAAGUCAUGUUGAGCCGGUGGAGAAAUCGUAUCUCUUUGCAAACAUAAGUCUACACAGUGAAACAUACGCAUAGAUGUAAGUGCAUUUGUGCAUGCACACCGCAUACGAAACAUUAAGAUGAUAUACAGACAUACAAACAAUACAUACAUACAUAUAUAAAAUAUGCAUAAUGUAUUUCGAUUCAGAUAUUGUGUUAAUGUCUAUAACGAACAUAUUGAAAACUAUUGAAAGCAAACACGAAUUAAGAGUGCAAUAAUGUUAAAGUGAAAUUACCGCCUGACCGGAAACGGAAGACGAAUAGGAUGGAAAAGGACAACGCAAUUCCGUGAGAGCGCGAGCGAGCGAGCGAGAUAGAUAGUUGGUCGGCCAGUUAGACAGAGAUGGCGAGAGCCGAAAGAGAAAGGAGAUAGCGCGCAUAACGAAACAGUUUAGUCAUAGAUUUAAACACACUGACAUUUACAGAGCGAUUAACGAUUAACGAUUAACUAUAAACGAUAACUAAAGCGCGGUCUUAGGUGUUCGAUAUUCAAGUUUUUUUUUUUUUUUUUUUCAUUCUUCGGUUUCUAUUUUCGUUGCACUUUUUCGCGGUUCCACUGAGAGAUUCCGAAAAUAGAAAUUGACUAGAAAACGCAGCGCGAUUUGCAUAUUAUAUAAAUACAGUUAGAGCCAGAUAGCGAGCGAGAGUAAAGCGAUAAAUUAUAAAUAAAUAUAUAUGUAUAUAUAUACAUACAGGCAUACAUAUAUAUAUAUAUACAUGGAUAUAUACUAGAUGUUUAUGUAAUACAUAAAUGGCAUUGAACGAAUUCCAAGCACAUUGCAAAAAUCCCAAAUCAAAAAAUCGCAUGAAAUUGCCCCGUACCUUUUGUGUUUCACUCCCAGAUGAUGUAACUCAAUUUUUUUAUGCAAAAGUAGUUGAAAAUUAUAUAAUGAAAACUGAUAAAAAAAUAUAUAUUUAGACACACAUCGACAGUAUCCUAUUCGAAUGAUUUCUUUGAGAACUUGAUUGGCGAUUUUGGAUAUGCAGCAAGAAAAGCAAAACAAACAACAGGAAAUGUGUAAGAAAUAGUAUAAAUAAGUUCGGAUAUUAAUGCCCCGACAUUACGCUAUAUGUAUGUGGGGCAAACAACAACAAAUCCAAUAAAAACAAAGUAAUUAACAACAAAAAUAAACGGAUGAAUUAUGUAAGCGAUGGAUCGAAGUAAGAAUUGAUGCGAACGGCACAAGUAUAUAACAAAUUUCAACAAGUAUAUGACUGAGCCAAUGACUCAAAAAUACAUUUUAAAUAAAAAGGAAAACCAGAAA